Messenger RNA from Amphibalanus amphitrite, 1849 nucleotides. RefSeq names its product myb-like protein W. NCBI's taxonomy places the organism in Eukaryota, Metazoa, Arthropoda, Thecostraca, Balanomorpha, Balanidae. The record is from RefSeq and is a predicted model, not a curated record. Bases 430 to 1611 code for a protein of 393 amino acids. The transcript has 3 exons.
CGGCGUCACAAGUGCCUCAGCGGCGCCCUGAGACGUCGCCAUGGGGUGUCUGCGCAGCCUGUUCGCCUGCUGGUUCAAGAUCAAGUGUCCGCGACUGUGGUGCUGUUACGAGUGCUGCUGUGGUGAGGACGACGACGACAAGGAGAGGGAGAGGAGUGAGGACGAGUGAAGAAGCGAGGAAAAAGGAGUGGAGAGCUUAAAAGUUUUAUGAUAAAAGCAAAAAAGAAGAAUACAAAAAGAGACGGGAUCAGAAAAAAAAACGAAGAAAGGAAUUGAAAGCGAGGAAGAGAAAGGAUACGAUUAUAUGUAUAAUAACACGAAGACGGACAAUUUAGAAAAACAAACGACAAAGUACUCAUUGGGCAAAGGCCAAUGCAACUCAAGUUAUUUUGAACGGUGAAGGAAAAGUGAGAAGUGGACAGUAUUUCAAUGCAAGCAGUAAUUUCUGCCACUGCUUGGCUACCAAACGGGCCAGGCGGAGCUCUUUCAGAGAACGCUUUUAUGUCCAAGCCCAGCGAUUUCAGAAGCCACAUACCGAACUUCCAUCCAUCGUCCUAUGCAUCACUUACCGGCCAUUCACAUGCAGAAGAAUUAAUUCCGCACAUACCCAUUCAAGACUCGGGAUCAGUAGUCAAACCCAGCACACGAACGGAUCGGCACAGAUGGAAGAGACAGGCCAUGGACCUGGAUUCCAUUGGCGAUGGAUACGCCAACUUUAUGGGAGGUCAGAGCAGUUCCGAGUCAACAAAGAAAAUGCCCGUCCUUUUCGUCCCGAAAGACGAUCCUACAGAAUGCACUCCGACGCAUCAAAUGUCGUCAUUUGGCUUCCUUAGUUUCAUCAUCGCCAUCAUCAACAUAGUGGUCAACGUCGCCAACAACAUCAACAACAAUAACAACAACAAUAAUAACAAUAACAACAAUAACAACAACAACGACAACAAUGUGAACGUGGCCAACAACAACAACAAUCUGAACAACGAGAAUGACGUCAUGGUCGGGCGUCGACGUCAGCUGACGCUCCUGAGGAGUCUCAGGGACAAAAUGGUGGCCCGCAUUCGGUCUCGGGAACGUGCGGCAACCAAUCGACUUCGCCGGUCUUCUGGAGUUGGUGCAACAAAUACAGUAUUGGGACGAGUGGGGUCACGUGGUAGGCUAGAGACCAUUCUUAAAUGGAAAACAUCAAUGGUCGGAGCCAGAGGUCAACUCAGGUCGGGACGUAGAGGUCGAAGUCAGAUCAAGAGGAGAAGGAACGUUCGUGGUAGAGCGCAUGACCCUGAUCAGGUCACACUGCCACGUGCCCACCGCCGUCGUGUUCCGGAUUACAUGACCUCUGAUGAGGUCACCUGGACGCUGGCCGCCGUUACUGAGGUUCUCCAGCUGUGGCGGGAGGUCACCGGAGAGGGGAGGACGCACUGCGUCGCCUGGCGGUUCUGUGUCAGUGCCGCCCUUCGGCUGCCGGCAGGGGCGGCGGCGGCGGCGGCGGUAGCCAGGGCGGGGGCGGCACGGCUGACCGCCGCCCUCAGGGAUCUACCUGUGGAGACCCUCCAGCGGGCGUCCCGGCUGGGGGAGGCGGGGGCCAACUGCGAUACCGUGUUCCCAAGGUGCGGCUGAACGAACGAUGGCGACUGUUUUGUCCUUGAUGGCUGCUGUGGUGAAGAUUCGUCCUGUAAAUGCAAAUUUUGCAGGCUAGCUGACGGUGCUGUGAGGCUUGAGAAACGCACUUAUGAAGGUCUAAAAAAAAAAACAUUUCUGAGCGCAAUAAUUGACAUUUUUAGGAGCUAAAGGCAACAAAGUCGUGAUUAACUCAGUGACCAUUCUGUGUUGUUCCACAAUAAAUGCGAUAUCAUAA